Spea bombifrons (plains spadefoot toad) is the source of this 1646-nucleotide messenger RNA. Its product is annotated as leukotriene B4 receptor 1-like. Bases 230 to 1336 code for a protein of 368 amino acids. The transcript is spliced from 2 exons. Lineage: Eukaryota; Metazoa; Chordata; Amphibia; Anura; Pelobatidae. The record is from RefSeq and is a predicted model, not a curated record. Gene Ontology annotation, biological process: inflammatory response; complement receptor mediated signaling pathway; positive regulation of cytosolic calcium ion concentration. Gene Ontology annotation, cellular component: plasma membrane. Gene Ontology annotation, molecular function: complement receptor activity; leukotriene receptor activity.
GAUCUGGACCUGAAGCAUCGGAACAUUUAAAAAUCAGCUUUGAAAUCUGUGUUUAUGCAACAAGUCGAGAUUUCUACAUUCUUUAAGAUGCUGUGUGUCAUACUUAUGUAACUUGUUGCAAUAUCCUUCCUACCCCUUGUGCAACUGUAUGGAAGAAACACUGGACUUCAAAUAAAUUAUUGCUUGCUUUACAUGCACAGUCCCAUCUGAAGUACAAGUAGGAGGCAUCAUGACUGACAGAAAUGCUAUAUCUAUCCAGAUAACUAUAGGUAAUUCCACUCCUGCAAACUUCACUCAGCAGGCAAUGUUUCCUCCUGCAUCUUCUCCACAGGUUGGAAUAGCUCUCCUCUCCAUAGCUUUCCUACUUGGCUUCCCAGGCAAUGCCUUUAUUAUCUGGACUGUGUUGACCCACCUAAAGAAACGGACAGUAACCUGCAUCCUUAUUUUACAUUUGGCUGUGGCAGAUAUCAUUGUAAUCCUAACGGGUCCCUUCUUCAUUCAUCUUCUGGCCACUGGCAGCUGGGCUUUUGGGAGUAUUGUUUGCAAACUCUGCCAUUAUAUUGGAUGUCUGAGCAUGUAUGUCAGUAUUUUCCUUAUCACAUUUAUGAGUCUAGAUCGCUUCCUGGCUGUAGCCAUACCCUUUUCUUCUCAGAAGAUAAGAACAAAGACUGCUGUCAGAACCUUGGUUUUGGUGAUAUGGUCAAUAGCCUCAGUGUUGGCUAUACCAAUGCUAGUAUACCGUACUUUACAGAUCAAAAACAAUAGACUCCAAUGUCUACCCUCACACAGUGGUUCUGGGCACAUUAUCUUUCAGUACCUAUUUGAGAGUCUCUUAGGAUUUUUUAUCCCAUUCACAAUUAUUGUGUCCUGCUACCUCUACAUAUGCCUACGUUUACGUAGCCUGAAGUUUCAGAGUAAACAAAAGACUAGUCGGUUGGUCAUUUGCAUUGUUGUGACGUUUGCUCUGUUCUGGAUUCCGUAUCACACAGUUAAUAUUCUCCAGGUAAUAGGAGAGACAGUCUCAGACUCUAGUACAAGAAAGAUGCUCAAAAAAGCAGCUCAAUUUGCUCGCCCUAAUGUCACAGCUCUUAUCUUUCUUAGUAGUAGUGUUAACCCUGUCCUUUAUACAUUUGCUGGUGGUUCAUUCAUAAAAACAGCAGGGCUAGGCUUCAUGGCCAAGCUUUUUGAGGGUACUUCUUCUGAGGCCCCCAGUUUCCGGAAGGUCACUCAGGUCUUUAGACAGAAGAGCAGAAAUGAGUCUGUAGAACUAGGGUGUCUUAGGGAUGGAGAAGUUGAAGGGGAAUGUAGAAAAUUACCCAUCAACCCAACACAAUAAAAUUAAGAAACAAAUGUAUCGUUUUGAGUAGCACAACUUUGUCUCAAUAUAAUUAUUAAAACAUCUUCCUAGUUCAUAUAUUUUACAGAUGUAAAUUUGGCAGCUUUAAUUCUCUUUCGAGGGCAUUAAUGUCCAGUUAUAAAGCAGCAUAAAAUAUAUCAUGCUAAAUAGCUAAGUUUCAUAUGCAGAGGUUAAUCUUUGUCAAAAUUCUCAUGUAACAGGAUUGCAUGAUAUGUCUGUAAUUACUACAACUGUCAAUGUAAAUUGAUUCCUUGGUGUAUCUGGUAAAUUAAAAGGGGUUGCACAUUAA